AAGCCACGACUACUACGAGAAUGAAGGUAUGAACCUGGGAUCCUUCAACAGCCAGAUCUUUGGUGACAGCUUCUUCACUCCCAAAACAGCAGCACAGCACCCACCGUUCCUCCCGAUUCUCUCUUUUCUUUUCUUUUUUCACUCAGGUUCAGGACCACACCUAUAUUCCAAAACGGUAACAAACUCGUAGUAACAAACCCACCCGCACUUUUAGCAUCAAAUCUCAACCGUCAAUUUAAAUCUCAUAAAAAGUCACCUUUCUCAACCUCAACCUCAACAUCAACAUCUUCUCUGACUCUCACAGACGCACUCACAAUCUUUCCCUUUCAUCUUUUUCAAGAACACAAAUAUAGCAAACCCACGAACAAAACGAAAAAAUUAAUUAAAUUUUUUUAUAAAAAAAAAAGUAAGAGAGAGAAUUGAGAUUUGAGAGUGCGUACAGUGUGAGAGAGAGAGAGAGAUGGGCGAUUGUGUGAGAAAUUUUAAGCGAAUUGCGGUGGUGGAUGGUUCUGGCUCUGGCUCAAGCACAACCAUGGCGGUCUCGAAGAAAAGGAGAAUCAUUGGCUUGACUUCUUCGGAUGUGGAACUCCACGACGCUCGUUUUUGUUUUGAUUCGCCGGAGAAGACUGUGAAUUCCGGCGGAGUAAUGAACGCCGGUGAUUUGUGCACGAGCUUCUGUAUGGACCAGUUUCCUGUUUCUUGUUGCUCUAGCAAUGAGUCGAGCGAGGUCGUCAGGGAUGGCUUCAGCCUCAUAGAUCUGGCCAAGAGUUUCGAAACCGUUGACUCAACAACGUACAUAAACAACAACAACAACAAAUUCAGCAGAGAAGCCACACCAUUGAGCUCGCUCUGUGUAGAAUCAGACGAAAUGGACUCGCCGGCGGCGACGAAGAAUCAUCCUCCGGCGAAGAUGCCACCGAAAGAAGAGAUCGACGAUUUCUUCGCAUUUGCAGAAAAGCGCGAGCAAAAGCGAUUCGCAGAGAACUACAACUAUGACAUUGUGAAGGAUGUGCCAUUGGAGGGUCGUUACCAGUGGAUUCCUUUGAAGCCAUGAGAGAGUGAGACUGUAAGAGUAAGAGAAAGAGAGAUUUGCUAAAGUCACUGGUUAGCACAGAGAGUUGCAUGCAAUUGGGUUUAGGUGGUAGUGGAAGGUGGUUUUAGAUUUAUUAUUAUUGUACAGCUUUCUCUUUUUCCACUAGAGUACUAUGUAAGGAAAAAAAAAAAACGAAGCUUUGUCCUACAAUAGUGAAAAAAAUAGAAGCUUCUAUUUCUACUUGAAUCUAUUUCUUAGUACAGUAAUAAUAAUCAGUGAAUUUUAAUCUUA
Messenger RNA from Quercus robur (English oak), 1324 nucleotides. RefSeq names its product cyclin-dependent kinase inhibitor 7-like. Gene Ontology annotation, molecular function: cyclin-dependent protein serine/threonine kinase inhibitor activity. The coding region runs from base 461 to 1054 and encodes 197 amino acids. Gene Ontology annotation, biological process: negative regulation of cyclin-dependent protein serine/threonine kinase activity. The record is from RefSeq and is a predicted model, not a curated record. Gene Ontology annotation, cellular component: nucleus. Lineage: Eukaryota; Viridiplantae; Streptophyta; Magnoliopsida; Fagales; Fagaceae. The transcript is spliced from 4 exons.